CACCGUAAACAUUUGGCGCAGAACCGAACACGUCAGCUACGCGGAUUGUUUGUAAAACAACGUUUCUUUCGCCCCGCAAAUCUGAUCCGUAGCAGCAGUCCAUCCUGCGCCGUCCGCAUCCGAUCCGCGAAGUAUUUUCCAGGGCUAAAACGUGAAACACAGCAGCAAAAUGGUACUCAUUGCUGCGGCUGUCUGCACGAAGAAUGGCAAAGUGAUUCUGUCACGUCAGUUCGUCGAGAUGACGAAGGCACGCAUCGAGGGUCUGCUGGCUGCCUUCCCCAAGCUGAUGACCGCUGGCAAGCAGCAUACCUACGUGGAGACGGACUCCGUGCGCUACGUCUACCAGCCGAUGGAGAAACUUUACAUGCUGCUCAUUACCACCAAGGCCAGCAACAUUCUGGAGGAUCUGGAGACACUGCGCCUCUUCUCGAAAGUGAUUCCCGAGUAUAGCCACUCACUGGACGAGAAGGAGAUAGUGGAGAACGCCUUCAAUUUGAUCUUUGCCUUCGACGAGAUCGUGGCACUGGGCUACAGGGAGAGCGUCAACUUGGCCCAGAUCAAGACCUUCGUAGAGAUGGACUCACACGAGGAGAAGGUCUACCAGGCAGUGCGACAGACCCAGGAGCGUGAAGCGCGCCAGAAGAUGCGCGAGAAGGCCAAGGAACUGCAGCGUCAGCGCAUGGAAGCCAGCAAACGGGGUGGUCCCUCCCUGAGCGGCAUGGGCGGCCGCAGCGGCGGCUUUAGCGCCGACGGAUUUGGCAGUAGCGGUGUGAGCAGCAGCUCCGGUGCCUCUAGCGCAAACAUCGGCAUCACCUCUAUCGAUGUGGACGCCAAAUCCAAGGCGGCUGCCAGUAAACCAGCUUCCCGCAAUGCCCUCAAAUUGGGUGGCAAGUCCAAGGACGUCGAUAGUUUUGUGGAUCAGCUGAAGAACGAGGGGGAGAAGAUAGCCAAUCUGGCACCAGCGCCGCCCGCUGGAAGUUCCAGUGCUGCAGCCAGCGCCAGUGCAGCAGCCAAGGCAGCCAUUGCGUCGGACAUUCACAAAGAGAGUGUACAUCUAAAGAUUGAGGACAAGCUGGUAGUGCGUCUGGGACGCGAUGGUGGCGUGCAGCAGUUUGAGAACUCGGGCCUUCUCACGUUGCGCAUUACGGACGAGGCAUACGGCCGCAUAUUGCUAAAGCUGUCUCCCAAUCACACACAGGGCCUGCAGUUGCAGACCCAUCCCAACGUGGACAAGGAGCUGUUUAAAUCGCGCACGACCAUUGGACUAAAGAACUUGGGCAAACCGUUUCCCCUCAACACCGACGUGGGUGUGCUCAAGUGGCGCUUCGUCUCGCAGGACGAGUCGGCCAUCCCACUGACCAUUAACUGCUGGCCAUCGGAUAAUGGAGAAGGUGGAUGCGAUGUGAACAUCGAGUAUGAACUGGAGGCGCAGCAGCUGGAGCUGCAGGAUGUGGCCAUUGUCAUUCCCUUGCCAAUGAAUGUGCAGCCUUCGGUGGCAGAGUACGACGGCACCUACAACUACGAUUCACGCAAGCAUGUGCUCCAGUGGCACAUUCCCAUAAUCGACGCCGCCAACAAGUCCGGUUCCAUGGAGUUUAGCUGCAAUGCCUCCAUUCCAGGCGACUUCUUCCCCUUGCAGGUGUCCUUCGUCUCGAAAACGCCGUACGCGGGCGUGGUGGCCCAGGAUGUGGUGCAGGUGGACAGCGAGGCGGCGGUCAAGUAUUCUAGCGAAUCGAUUCUGUUUGUGGAGAAGUACGAGAUCGUGUAGGCCGCGCCGCUGGCCACGCCCACCUAAGUAGUACAUAGAUAUACAUAAUUUUCCGGGGUCAUCCGAUGCGAUGCAAUUAAUUCAACUGCUGCUGCAUGUUGAAAAUUAUUUUUCCAUGUUUGAACUUUAAAUAUUUAUGGCACAGACAGCUUCCCAAGGCGAGUAAUUGAUUCCAAAAAAAGAAAAACCAUCAAAACCAAUUAAUUAAACUAAUUUUGUGCACUCCAAGCGCUGCGUAUAACGGUAUCAAAUAAAUUAAUUGCAAUUAGUUGUAGUUGGCGAUUGCAGUGUUUUGUUUCGUGUGCUUCGACGCACCCCCUCAACUGGAGUAUUUUGUAUGUAAAAUGCUAUGAAUAAACCAUAUACAAUAUA
This is a messenger RNA of Drosophila yakuba, 2140 nucleotides long. RefSeq names its product coatomer subunit delta (gene deltaCOP). The record is from RefSeq and is a predicted model, not a curated record. Gene Ontology annotation, biological process: retrograde vesicle-mediated transport, Golgi to endoplasmic reticulum; endoplasmic reticulum to Golgi vesicle-mediated transport; Golgi localization. Lineage: Eukaryota; Metazoa; Arthropoda; Insecta; Diptera; Drosophilidae. The coding region runs from base 170 to 1768 and encodes 532 amino acids. Gene Ontology annotation, cellular component: cytosol; COPI vesicle coat. The transcript is spliced from 8 exons.